UUGAUUUACGCAGAUGAUUUAAAGAUAUGGAUGGAAGUCUCCUGUCUAGAUGAAGCGGAUUUACUACAAACAAGGCUCGAUUCGCUGCAUGAUUGGUCGAUCAGGUGUCAAUUACCCAUAAAUCACGAUAAAUCUUCCGUUCUUCCGAUCGGUGCCUCCGAACCAUUUGGAAUUUAUCAUAUCGGUGGGUUUUUGCUGCCGAACUCUAAUCGUGAGAGGGACCUCGGCGUCAUUGUGACCCCAGACCUAAAAUCGACCGAAGAUACCUUGAGGAAAGUCGCUUCUGCCAACAGGUUGUUUUUCGCCAUACGACGAUCCUUCUGUCUCGUGACUCCGGAGAUCUUCAGGCUCCUGUUCACUUCUCAUGUACGUUCGAUUCUUGAGUAUGGACUGCCCGCUGUUUAUCCUCUUUCCAAAUUUGAAUGCAACUUGAUUGAAAAAGUUAAGCGGAGAGGAUCUAAAUCCGUUCUGCAAUUACGAAACUUGCCUUACUCGCAUCGUCUCCAGUGCCUGAACUUGUUCUCCCUAGCCUACCGUCGAGAUCACGGGGAUUUGAUUUUCACACGGCGUAUCGUUAGAGGGGAACUUGGAGUUGAAUUGCAGCAUUUCUUUCCACUCAAUUCUUUCAGUUCGACUCGGGGUCACCAUUGGAAAUUGUUUAAACAAAGGAGACUUCGGGUCCGUUGUGAUGUCACUCUGUCUUUCAGUGUAGUGAACGAAUGGAAUAAUCUACCUGUGUGCGUCGUUGAUGCGCAGUCGGAGGAAUGUUUCAAACAUCAAUUGGAUUCUUACCUGUUGAGUAAACUCGGAUCUUGUUGCUUCUUGUGUCAAUGCAGCGGUUCCAUUGGAACCGACUUGCAAUGUCCACCUUGA
Molecule: messenger RNA, 873 nt
Organism: Dicrocoelium dendriticum
Lineage: Eukaryota; Metazoa; Platyhelminthes; Trematoda; Plagiorchiida; Dicrocoeliidae
Source: the annotation of a GenBank genome assembly